GGGGGUGGGGGGUGGAAUACUGCUGGCUGGAUGCUGAGCCGCUCUGCCCGCCGAGUUCCCGCCCGGCCCUCCCCAAUCCCGAACCCUAGCCGCAGGCUGCGCGCCCCGCGCCCCUUCGGCGCCGCGCUCUGGGCCCGCGCGCUUUAAUGCAGCAGCUCCGCACUCCGCAGCUCCACGUCUCCGCUGCCUGGGACGCUCCCCGACGGCGCCCACCCUCGCCCGGAGCCCAGCGUCCUUGCCGGCCCCGGGAGUGGGUGGGUCAGGCCGGAGGCAGCCCUCCUGUGGCAGGAUGUUCCUGUCCAAGUCCAACUCGGUGUCGCCCUCGCCGUCCCUGGAGCAGGCUGACUCGGACGCGUUGGAUAUCAGCACCAAAGUGCAGCUCUACGGUGUGCUGUGGAAGCGGCCCUUCGGGCGGCCGUCGGCCAAGUGGUCCCGGCGGUUUUUCAUCAUCAAAGAGAGCUUUCUUCUUUACUACUCUGAGAGCGAAAAAAAGAACUUUGAAACCAAUAAAUACUUCAAUAUACAUCCUAAGGGCGUCAUCCCUCUGGGGGGCUGCCUGGUGGAGGCCAAGGAAGAGCCCAGCAUGCCCUAUGCCAUGAAAAUCUCCCACCAGGACUUCCAUGUACACCGUGGCCCCUCUUCCUGGCAGGGGAACAUCUUGCUGGCAGCGGAGUCCGAGUUUGAGCAGGCGCAGUGGCUCGAGAUGCUGCAGGAGUCCGGGAAGGUGACUUGGAAGAAUGCCCAGCUGGGAGAAGCCAUGAUCAAAAGCCUGGAGGCCCAGGGGCUGCAGUUGGCCAAGGAGAAGCAGGAGUAUUUAGACAAACUGAUGGAAGAAACCGAAGAACUCUGCCUGCAGAGAGAGCAGAGAGAGGAGCUCGAGCGCCUUAACCAGGUGCUGGAGGCUGAGAAGCAGCAGUUUGAGGAGGUGGUGCAGGAGCUGAGAAUGGAGCAGGAGCAGAUCAAGAGGGAGCUAGAACUGACUGCAAGAUGUCUCAAAGGUGUGGAACAAGAGAAAAAGGAGCUGAGACACCUCACGGAGUCCUUGCAGCAGACAUUGGAGGAACUCUCCAUAGAGAAGAAGAAAACCCUGGAAAUGCUGGAGGAGAAUGAGAACCAACUGCAGACACGGGCCAAUCAGAGCGAACAGCCCUCUCCUAGCGGGGGUCUCCAUAGCAACCUAAGGCAGAUCGAGGAGAAGAUGCAGCAGCUCUUGGAGGAGAAGCUCCUGGCGGAGAAGCGGAUGAAGGAGAACGAGGAGCGCUCACGGGCCCUGGAAGAAGAGCGUGAGUUCUACUCAAGCCAGUCCCAGGCACUGCAGAACUCGCUGCAGGAGCUGACGGCCCAGAAGCAGCAGGCGGAGCAGGAGCUCAAGGCCGAGGUGAAGGUCCGCAUGGACCUGGAGAGGCGUCUGCGGGAGGCAGAGGGGGCCUUGCGGAGCCUGGAACAAGGGCUCAAUUCCAAGGUGCGGAACAAGGAGAAGGAGGAGAGGAUGCGCGCUGACGUGAGCCAUUUGAAAAGGUUCUUCGAGGAGUGCAUCCGGAAUGCGGAGCUGGAGGCCAAGAUGCCAGUCAUCAUGAAGAACUCCGUGUACAUCCACAAGGCGGCCACUCGCCGCAUCAAAAGCUGCCGCUUCCACCGGCGCCGGUCCAGCACCUCCUGGAAUGACAUGAAGCCGUCCCAGUCCUUCAUGACCUCCCAGCUGGAAGCCAACAACAUGGAGGAGCUGAAGGAGGUGGCCAAGCGGCUGAGCCGAGACCAGCGCUUCCGGGAAUCCAUCUACCACAUCAUGGUGACUCAGCCUGGACCAUCCUCGGCGCUUCCCCGGGGUGGAAAGUGAUAGGCUUUCCUCCCUGUCACCCAAGUCUUUUGUGGGUCAGGCUGGGAAGGGACAGCAGGGGAGGCUGGCUCUACCUGGCUUCUCUCAGCUCUCCUCUGGGCCAGAGCUCCACCUGGGACCAGUCUCACCCUCAAAGGACAGGGACACUACCUCCCUCACUCCCACCCCAAACCCUCCCUUGGGUGUCUACACCGAACCCAUGCAGGCCCAUGCUGGGUGCUGCCUGGUUUGUCACGGUGAGGCCAGGAAGGGGCCUGGUUGCAUGUAGACACUUUUAUUUUGGUUGGGGAGUGGGGUGGGCAGGGACCACAGCCCUCUCUUGUGCCCGCUCUACCUCUCUGUGACUGCCAUCCUGCCUGUCCUCCUGUGUGAAGGCUUCCCCUUCCCACCUUGACACUUGCAUCCUCCAGGGGCUUCCUAACCCUCUCUUUGCUUCAGAGACCCAUAGACAUCACUCAGUCACGGCCCUCACUUCGACCAUAUUAUGGGGUAGGGAAGAAAGGGACCUAGCACAGCAGCUCUGGGUUCACAGCACCCCAUACAGCCACAGUGCCCCCUUUCCUGAGGUUGGGCCCUGUUCACGUCCCUCCUCAGGUGAGCUCACCCACCUGCAGCCUCAGCACCCUAUGAGGGUGAUAUAACCCCCCCCACCACCACACACACACACACACACACACACACCCAUAUACCCCCCGCAUGGGCCCUGGAUGGGAGCUGGGGCAGCAGUGAUGCUGAGAGGACGCAUAACAAGUCAGGGAGUGGAGCAAGGUGGUCCUGGCUCCUGCAUUAUCUUCUGGUUGGGCAGGGAGGCAGCUCCCUCUGGCUACUGUGGCCUUGCUGGUCUGUGGGAUCAGAGACAUCUUCCUCCCAGUCGCCUUGUUGCCUCCUCUCCCUGCAGAGGCUUUACCCAAAGAAGCAAUGUGACCAUGGACCUGGAAGAUGGGGGCCUGGGCCUGUAAAAUGGCCAGUAGUCAUUUGUUGGCCCCAUGUCAUCAGGAGUGGAGCUGAAACAUCUAUCUGCAGCUUUUGUGGAAGAACACCACCCACCAUGGGGCUGAGGGCUGUAGGGUGUGUCCCUCACUACCGACAGACAGUCUGUCCAGCUCUUCUCCGUCUAGGUCCACCUUCCAAAGCUGCCUAAGUCUGUUGGUCUCUCCAGAAAAGGGGGUCUACCUGGGAUCAGGGUGCCCAGGGACACUGGUGGUAUUAAAGGUGCUGAUUCUCUCUGCUGCUUAGAAAACAGAGUGAGGAGCCCAGUCUGAGAGAUGGACAGGUGGCUGCAGGGUGAGUCCCGGCAGAGGCGCAGGUCCCGAUGGACUUGCAUGGGACUAUUCUAUGGGAAGAGCAGUGCUGACUCAAAACUCAUGCAUGUCCACUGCUAGACUAGCCACCAGGCUGGACUUCACUGCUCUGUGUUCAGACCUGCCUGGUAAAACUAAUCUCCAUGGUCCCUCUUCAGUGGUGGGUAGAUUUUGAUGGUUUCAGUGAGUCUCAUCAGGGUCUAGGCGGGAACAGGGGUGGAGGUGCUUCAAAAUCAAUGCAUCUGAAAGGGAUGAGCCUAAAUGUAAAAUCUUUAAACCUGUAGAGACCUGCAUAAACCUGGAAAUCAUUUAUCUAACAUGUAUGUAGGAUGGACUUUGAAAUCAGGGGCAAUAUUUAUAAAACCAAGGUUACUGUUUUAUUUUUUGUCUCUUUGUUUUUAAAGAAUUAGAUUAAUAAUGGUUUGCUCUUGGAGAAAUAUCUUUUGGAAAUUUUCAAAUGCAUUUUUUUUUUCUGGGCAAGCUAUUAAACAGAAAGGAAAGUGUUUUCCACGCACAUUCACCAAUCCCUAGCUCCUUUUCUCCUGUUUUACCUUGUACUUAACCUUGCCUCAGGCAAGUCUGGGUUAUUUUCAACCAAUUGGUCAAUUCAUACAUAUUUAUUUAUUAAAAACUCAUUAUGUACCUAGCACUGUAAAUAAAAAGCAAAAUCCCCAUGUGAAAAUAUGUAUAGGUGGGAAUUGCUUACUGGAAAUAUAUUGAUCUGAUUUUUUUUUUUAAGAAAAAAAAAUCAAAACCCUUAUUCCUUGGCCAAUUAAAUGUGUUUCCUGCAGUA
Messenger RNA from Hipposideros armiger (great roundleaf bat), 3931 nucleotides. RefSeq names its product pleckstrin homology and coiled-coil domain containing D1 (gene PLEKHD1). The transcript has 13 exons. Bases 290 to 1837 code for a protein of 515 amino acids. The record is from RefSeq and is a predicted model, not a curated record. NCBI's taxonomy places the organism in Eukaryota, Metazoa, Chordata, Mammalia, Chiroptera, Hipposideridae.